AGUACCGGGAGCGAACAUGGCUUUGAAAGGACAGGUCGAGAGUUUAACCGAGGAGGCAAUUUGUCCCAUCUGCCUGGAUUUCUUCACUGAACCUGUCAUUCUGGAGUGUGGACACAACUUCUGCCGCUCCUGCAUCACACAGUGUUGGGAAAGGGGGGAGAGAAACUCCUGUCCGGAAUGUAGAGAGGAGAUUGCGGACCGCACCCUCAGGGUCAAUCGAGCCUUGGCAAAUCUGUCUGAGAAAGCUCGAAAACUAAACCUGAAUCCGAAAGAGAAGGAAAGUAAACGUUACUGCGAGGAACAUGAGGAAGAGCUGAAGCUGUUUUGUGAGACGGACAAGACACUGAUCUGCGUGAUCUGUGCGACUGCGCGGGAACACAAGUCCCACAACUUCAUGCCGGUUAAAGAAGCCGUUCAAGUCUACAAGGAUCGGGUUAAAUCUUCCUUCGACUCUCUCACAAAAAACAAAGCAGACUUCGAAGAAAUGGAAAAGCAACAGAAGGAGAAGAUUUCCGGAGUUCGGGAACAGUCACACAUCCUUCAGUCCCACGUCACAUCACAGUUUGCUGAACUGCACCAGAUUCUCACUGAGAAAGAGCAGCAGGUACUCAGAGAUCUCAGGGAAGAAGAGGAGAGGAUUCUAAAUCCAAUGGAGAAAAAUCUUCAAGAGAUACAAAAGAAUUUAAAUUCUAUCCAGGAGGAGAUCUCAAGGUUACAGGAACAGAUGGAUCAAAAAGAGAGUGUGAUAUUUCUCAAGGAGGAAACUCGUCGGAAGAGGAGAAUUACUGACAACAUCGAGCAAUUGUCAGUAACAGACGGUGCCCUUCCAGUUGAAAAAUUCGAUCAUCUCUAUUUAUUGAACAGUGCGUUGAGAGAAACACUUGAUGACAUUAAUCGAGUCUCUGUCACCCUGGAUGUGGAAACGGCGCAUCCGUGUCUCGAGGUGUCUGAGGAUCGGAAGAGUGUGAGACGGACCGGGACCCGGAGGAAUCUCCCUCACACCGGGAAGAGGUUCACAGUCUGGGCUUGUGUACUGGGAUCGGAGGGAUUCACAUCGGGGAGACAUUACUGGGAGGUGGAGGUGACGGGGAAUCGGGUCUGGGAUCUGGGAGUCGCCGCAGAGUCUGUGGAGAGGAAGGGAGCGGUCAAAGUGAGUCCGGAGACCGGAUGCUGGUUCAUCGCGCGGCGUGAUGACGUGUUCGCGGUUCUCACCUCCCCUGUGUCCCGUCUCCCUGCCGGUCCCAUCCCCGGGAGGGUGGGAGUUUAUCUCAGUUACGAGUCCGGGACAGUUUCAUUUUACAACGCGGAGACCAAGUCCCAUCUCCACACCUUCACUGGGAAUAAAUUCACGGAGAAACUUUAUCCUGCAUUCGCGAUUGGAUAUGAAAACGAGUGGCUGAGAAUCUGCUCCAGUUCCGCUCCGGGUCUGUAAACGGGUCGGGUCCGGGAUCGGCGUCCGGAGUAAAUCAGUGGAAAUAUAAAUGUGCAGAGAGUGAAAUAAACACGAUGUGAGAAUUAUCGAUCCAUUAAUUUUAACUGGUUCACCACAUCCGUCAACGGAAC
Hypanus sabinus (Atlantic stingray) is the source of this 1563-nucleotide messenger RNA. Its product is annotated as zinc-binding protein A33-like. The record is from RefSeq and is a predicted model, not a curated record. Gene Ontology annotation, biological process: protein ubiquitination. Bases 17 to 1432 code for a protein of 471 amino acids. Gene Ontology annotation, molecular function: zinc ion binding; protein binding; ubiquitin-protein transferase activity. The transcript has 6 exons. NCBI's taxonomy places the organism in Eukaryota, Metazoa, Chordata, Chondrichthyes, Myliobatiformes, Dasyatidae.